AUGAGGAUUGAUGUCUCCAGGUUCUCAGAAGAAUCCUGCUCUGAUGGAGAUAGAUCAGUACACUCUGAUAAGGGACACACAGUGGAGAAACAGUUAGGAUGGUUAUUCAGCUGGCUUCCUGCCUGGUGUCCUACGUCGCUGCUACACCUUAAGGAGGCUGAGGACAAAAUGCUAAAAUGUGUUGCAAGCACAUACAAUAAACGAUAUGUGUAUAUAUCUAAUGGAAAUAAAAUAUGGACAGUGACAUUCUCUCCGGACCUUUCACAUAAAACUCCGCUUGUUCUUCUGCAUGGGUUUGGAGGAGGUGUUGGACUGUGGGCUCUGAAUUUUGAUGAUCUCUGUGAGAACAGGACCGUUCAUGCUUUCGACCUCUUGGGAUUUGGACGUAGCAGUAGACCACACUUUGACACUGAUGCUCGGGAAGCAGAAAAUCAGUUUGUGGAAUCCAUAGAAGAAUGGAGAAAGGAGGUGGGGUUAGAAAAAAUGAUUUUACUUGGACACAACCUAGGUGGAUUCCUGGCUGCUGCUUACUCGUUAAAAUACCCAUCAAGGGUCAAACAUCUUAUCUUAGUGGAGCCAUGGGGUUUUCCAGAGAGGCCUGACAAUGCUGAACACGAAAGACCAAUUCCAAUCUGGAUUAAAGCACUAGGAGCUGUAUUAAGUCCAUUUAAUCCAUUAGCUGGGCUGAGGAUAGCAGGACCCUUUGGAUUAAGCCUUGUUCAGCGUUUAAGACCAGAUUUCAAGCGAAAAUAUUCAUCGAUGUUUGAUGAUAACACUGUGGCUGAAUAUAUCUAUCACUGCAAUGUACAGUCACCCAGUGGUGAAACAGCUUUCAAGAACAUGACUAUUCCUUAUGGAUGGGCAAAAAGGCCGAUGCUGCAACGGAUUCCACAAAUGGAUCGAGACAUUCCUAUCACUGUGGUCUAUGGAGCACGUUCAUGUAUAGAUGGCAAUUCUGGCAGCACUAUCCAAUCUCUGAGACCAAAUUCGUAUGUGAAGACAAUAGCUAUCCUUGGUGCAGGCCAUUAUGUGUAUGCUGAUCAACCUGAAGACUUCAAUCAGAAAGUGAAAGAUAUCUGUGAUUCUGUGGACUGACUGUCUUCUGUUCUUCAGGAAGUCAUACAGUAGAUAGCGUUUAAUAGCAAUACUCUCUAGGAAAUCACUAAAGAAUGCAGAGCUAGUGGAACAGGCUUUGUUUGCACACUGUUUCUUCUGAGAAGCCAUUUGCACACUUAAACCACUUAGUGCCUUUUUUGAGGGGUAGAGAGAGAUUUGA
Messenger RNA from Phaethon lepturus (White-tailed tropicbird), 1276 nucleotides. It is a transcript of the gene ABHD5, whose product is annotated as abhydrolase domain containing 5. The record is from RefSeq and is a predicted model, not a curated record. Lineage: Eukaryota; Metazoa; Chordata; Aves; Phaethontiformes; Phaethontidae. Gene Ontology annotation, biological process: negative regulation of triglyceride storage; positive regulation of triglyceride catabolic process. Gene Ontology annotation, cellular component: lipid droplet. The transcript is spliced from 7 exons. The coding region runs from base 1 to 1095 and encodes 364 amino acids.